CUUUUGUCUGCACUUCGAACUCCAACAUUAAUUAGACGGUUCCUUCCGUCUUACGCCCGCACCAGUAGCGGGUGAGCGAGGGAGCAACUGGGAAGUUUCCUCGGUGUUCUUGAGUUGUAACUACAUUCUACUGGUCUCUUGACGAUGCUAGAGCUCAAAUGGAUCCCAGCACAUGAACUGACACGAGAUAUUAAGAGGCAAAGCAUGUUCAUUAUGAACCGAGAUUGUAAAAUCAUAGACCGGCUCUUACGGGAACAUGGGCCCUUCCCUCUUUUAUCGGAAUUCAACGUAACAUUUCUGUUCGAUGCGGAAAACCUGAACGGCCACCGAACUAACGGUUGUCCCCAGCUCCAGAGACUUGAAGGGACACCACAAGGGAGUUCAAAGGGGUGGGCGCUCAGGGUCUCUCGCAAAGAGAAUCUCAUGGGCCUUCACCCAAGGGAGGAGAUCAAGGCUGCCAACGAGGCCUACCACCAACCAGGGGUCGGCCCCGUUAGUUGGUCGUCAGGAGGCUACAUUGGUUCCCUUACACCAGCUGCCACCCUUUUCACCCCUGCGUGCCUGCCCACUAUGAGCGUGAGCCUCUUCCCGGAGGGGUAGCAGCAGUGCUACCCCACAGCCUGCAGCCUACACAGGCUCACCAUUUACUUGGACACAAUCAGACCCCGCUACUCUAUAGAUGACGCCUGCAGCCCCACAUCCCAUUCCUGUUCUGCCGCCGCCGCCACUGCCGCUGCCUCCCCCCCCCAUAUGAUGAAUGUCCCCG
Messenger RNA from Cantharellus anzutake, 766 nucleotides. RefSeq lists its product as uncharacterized. Bases 145 to 600 code for a protein of 151 amino acids. The transcript has a single exon. The record is from RefSeq and is a predicted model, not a curated record. Lineage: Eukaryota; Fungi; Basidiomycota; Agaricomycetes; Cantharellales; Hydnaceae.